Asparagus officinalis (garden asparagus) is the source of this 2134-nucleotide messenger RNA. Its product is annotated as indole-3-pyruvate monooxygenase YUCCA2-like. Bases 639 to 1952 code for a protein of 437 amino acids. Lineage: Eukaryota; Viridiplantae; Streptophyta; Magnoliopsida; Asparagales; Asparagaceae. The transcript is spliced from 4 exons. Gene Ontology annotation, molecular function: monooxygenase activity; NADP binding; flavin adenine dinucleotide binding. The record is from RefSeq and is a predicted model, not a curated record.
CUUUAUCCAAACCAAAGCCAGUUGUUUUAUUCUCUGUAUUUCAGAAAAAGCCCAAGUUUCCAAUUUUUUUUUCCCUACCAUAUAUUGGGGUCUUUUCGGAUUUUUAUUUUUUAUUUCCUUUAUUCUCAUGAAGAGCCAAACUCCUAUCAACAGGAGGCUGCAUAUCGGCCGUUUCUUUUUCUGCAUGUCCUCUUCACCGCAUUAAUAAAACAUCCAUUACGUUUGAACUCUUUGUUCAAGCUGCUGGGUAUUUAUAUAUAUAGCCAGUUAUUCCGCAAUCACAACUGAAGCCACCCCAGUUCUCAAUAGAAUUUUGGCCUCAGAGUCUGAAACCCACUUGCAAUUCCUACAAUAUUCCUUGAUUCCAAGUCAUCUGCUGCUUAAUUACUCCUCCUCUAUAGCCAAAUAAUCCAGUAUUUGCCAGACCUCAAAUCCCAGAUUCCCACAUACACAGUGCAACACAGACUACAUCUUGUACUUCAUCUUCUCAUCGCCAUAUGUAGUUUCAAAUAUUUCAGCCCGUGAGGAUAGAAAUUGUUUUUGCUCACUUCUUGAGCUCCAUUUUUCUUCUCUGGCAAUUGUCAUUUUGUAACUCUCUCGAGUACGUUUCUUUAUUUUACUUUGAUGUUUCUUGGUUCAUGAGAUCAGUCUCCGUAUUAAUGACAAUUGUAAACGGAAUGGCUCUAUGUAAGUGGGAAUUCAAAUCUACAAGCGAAAACCCAUGCGCAGCUCUAGAAUUCAAUCUUAAUGAGCCACUUGCUGGGCAUGUGGAACCAACUCCGAAGCAGUUUUGGGUUCCUGGACCCAUUAUCAUCGGAGCAGGGCCAUCUGGCUUAGCCACUGCAGCUUGCCUUCAAGACAAAGGUGUCCCUUCUCUUAUACUCGAGAAGGAGAACUGCAUCGCCUCCUCGUGGAAGCUUAGGACAUACGAACGACUAACCCUCCACCUCCCAAAGCAGUUUUGUGAGCUACCCCUUAUGUCAUUCCCUGCUAACUUUCCAACAUACCCUACUAGAGAGCAGUUCAUUAGCUAUUUAGAAUCUUAUGUGGACCACUUCUCCAUUAAACAUUUGCUUGGGAUGGAGGUCAAGUGUGCAGAAUAUGAUUCAAGCAUCGGAUUCUGGAGAAUCCGUGUCAACGACUUGCAGUUUAUAACUCGAUGGUUAAUCGUCGCUACAGGGGAGAACUCAGAGGCCGUCGUUCCGGAGUUCAAAGGGAUCAUGGAUUAUAAAGGACAGGUCUUGCAUACGAGUUAUUAUAAGAAAGGAGAUGACUUUAGAAGGAAGAAAGUUUUGGUCGUGGGAUGUGGGAAUUCAGGCAUGGAGGUUUGCUUGGAUCUCUGUAACAAUCAAGCUCAAGCCUCUAUUGUUGUUCGAGAUAAGAUGCAUGUCUUGCCAAGGGAAAUACUUGGGAUCUCAACCUUUGGUCUCUUAAUGUGGCUUCUCAAGUGGUUUCCUAUAUCAGUGGUAGAUAGUAUCCUCCUAUCCUUAUCAUGGCUUAUACUAGGAAAUACCGAAAGAUACGGCCUAAGACGACCAAAAGUUGGACCCCUACAACUAAAGAAUAAAACAGGGAAGACUCCAGUUCUGGAUGUUGGAACCCUAGCGAAGAUAAAGAACGGUCAAAUACAGGUGGUUCCUGGUAUAAACCGAUUCACAGAGAACGGUGUGGAGUACGUAGACGGGAGGCAGGAGAAUUUCGACUCUAUCAUCUUGGCAACUGGCUACAAGAGCAACGUGCCCUCAUGGCUAAAGGAAGCGGAGUUUUUCAGUAAAGAAAAUGGGUUACCAAGGAAUCCAUUCCCAGGCAAUUGGAAAGGAAAGAAUGGAUUAUAUGCGACAGGCUUUACCAGGAGAGGAUUACUGGGAUCUUCUACUGAUGCAAAAAGAAUUGCAGAGGAUAUCGCAUCUCAAUGGAACUUGAAGCCGAAGCAUCCACCUUCAGAUCUGUAAAAAUAGCGACAUACCUCAGACCAAACAAUAAGGACAGAAGCAACUUGUAUCAUAACAAUAAUCCUACAGUUUUCUUUCUCCUUCAGGCAGUGUGCAAUGAUAGCUAAAAAGGAAAAAUCAAAAUGCGCAUCUUGGCUUGUGAAGCAUAAUGAGUAUAGCAGUAUUAUUAAGUCAUCCCUUCC